GGAGCUGGUCUGAGGGUCGAGAAGAUCUCCAGUCUCCCGAAAAAUUUAGGGAGUCGCUUAGUCAUCCAUUGACCAAUCAUGAACGCCGAAUUGCGGAGGCUGUCCCCAUCCAAAUACGGAGUAUCAUGGAACGUCAACUUGGGUGGGAAGCUAUCGGUACCUGUCCGGAGUAAGCGUCGCCAAGAGUCCUACUACCUUAUAUUUGUGGUUGUCCAGCAGAACAACUAUACUUGUGCUGCUUACUGGUUCUGGGUAUAUUAUACUCUCGAGUAUCUGUUCUAGAACCAUGACUGGUAACAGAUACUGGGUCUAGUUUAUUCGCCCACAGAAUUGAUGUUGAGGUCAAUGUAAUACAGCAUCGUGGCACCGGGA
Aspergillus caelatus is the source of this 372-nucleotide messenger RNA. RefSeq lists its product as uncharacterized. Lineage: Eukaryota; Fungi; Ascomycota; Eurotiomycetes; Eurotiales; Aspergillaceae. The coding region runs from base 79 to 282 and encodes 67 amino acids. The record is from RefSeq and is a predicted model, not a curated record. The transcript has a single exon.